AUGUUACAACAGGAAACAAAGCCCACAAACCAGCUCCAGUCUCUUGCUGAAGAACUCCAGUCUCAUAUACUGAGUUUUCUUCCUUAUCGAGACAUUCUUCGAUGUACAUUCGUAUGCAAGGCCCUUCGCCAGGCGUACACAUCGUGCUCCGAGCUUCAGUACAUUGUUGAGCUCGGUGGUCAACAUCUCCUCCCUAUCCCUCACACUUCUGACAAUCGCACUUCUAUUUCCAAGCGCCUACAACUCCUGAGGGAUAACGCCCACGCAUGGUUCAACUUUGAUAUCCACUCUCUCAAAACAGUCUCCAUACCAGUUCAUAACAAAAUGUGGGUUGUCAAUGGUCACCUUUGCCUGUGGGAGCGACAUCAUGACUCGACCACAAUUUUUUCAAUACUGCCGAAACCUUCCCAAUACACAAUCGAGCGUAAUGGGUCUCCGAUGUCGUUACGUUCAGAUCCCAAUGCAUACGGCUUCGAUGUGCUCAUGGACCCAGCGCAAAAUCUAAUUGCUGUCGUGUAUGCCACUGUCGACGAUGAUUUCCAGUGGGAUGACGAGAGGAUCUAUAUCGACCUCGGGACCCUGGAUGUGGGAGGUAUCCACCCUCAAGCUAUUGGACGUACAUUAUUUCGAUCAGAGCUGCCUGGAAUUCCGAGCGGUAAUCGCACUUCAACAGACUUGGGGAAAUUAAAACUCAAGUGUUUCGGAAGACAUAUCGCUCUGUGGCACUCCCGACAGAUCACUUAUGAAUACUUUGACGAGAGGCUAUGGGGGUUGCAGAUUUGGGACUGGCAGCACUCAGCAACGUCCAGUAGCAUCCUCAGUGCUACAAUAAACCCAGCGUGUGAGGAAGCAAUUGAUUUUUGCUUCCUCGGAAACGACAGGUUGCUUGUUUUUAGUGAUGACAUGAAGCUCUAUUUAAUCGAGGACACGUCCAAGGCGCCGCAGUUACUGGCUUGCUUCUUGUUGCCUGUAUCACUGACGAGAAUACAGUGCAUAUACUCAAUGGAUGAUAUUGCACAUACCUCGCAACCCCAGAAACUAGCCCAACAAACGAUGUGGGCUUUGGACCCUGAACAUCAGCUAUUAUCAAUUGUCACAUUCUCUCCGAGUCUCAUAUUCAUCAUUUCCACCACGAUUUUCUUCGAUCUCAAGUUGUUUGAAGGAAUACUAGAAGCAAUACCGUGGAAAAACUGGGGCCCUUUGAAUGCUCGUGUAUUCCAGACACCGAGCCGUUACAAUAUUUCCGUUGGUGGAAAUCGAGUCUUGUUGGCAUUUCCUGCAGAUGAGACGACUGGCAUCUGGCAUUCCCCCCAAAAGUAUAGAUUGCGUGUGAUGGACUUCAGCCCGUUAGCUGUCGAGCGUCGACAAGGUCUAGGACGAGUCAUGAAAGAGCCAUCUACGAUAGAAAUCACAGAGUCACGGACGGGAGAGAGCUUCAAGUUGGCGGAGAGCUUAACGACAUCCCUGCCAUAUGUCGAGGUUAUGUUGGACCAAGACAGAACAUUCGGAUAUCGUGGUUUUGAAAGGAUAUGGAUUGAUGCGGACAGAAUUUAUUUUUAUCAUGGAUCGAAUCAGCUCGAGGUCAUUGAGGUGACGUCAAGGGCUGCAGUUGCGGCAAAGCAUAUUACAUCGUCAAACUAG
Molecule: messenger RNA, 1641 nt
Organism: Suillus fuscotomentosus
Lineage: Eukaryota; Fungi; Basidiomycota; Agaricomycetes; Boletales; Suillaceae
Exons: 4
Coding region: 1-1641 (546 amino acids)
Molecular function (GO): protein binding
Source: RefSeq, a predicted model, not a curated record